UUCGACCAGAAUGAAUUUUUUCACGUAUGUGAUUACCAUUCAUUUGCCAUUUCUAUCGCGUUGAGUGUCUCGCAAUACUCCUGGAUCUCUACGUAACACGUGAUCGCGUCCUUGUCUUCGAUCUGAUUGCCGGGGGACCAAGCUCAACCACACUGGGCGGACAAGUUUCGACGCGUCUAUCUCGUCACUGCCCACCAUGUCGGAUUACAGCAGCGACGAUGAAGCGGAGGAUGUUCAUCGCGACCCGAUCACGCACCGGCCCUUGAACCCGCGACGGAUACUGUUCGAGCCUGUAAUUGGGCGCGUUGUCGACGCGCUUGGUGGCUACGAAGCGGGAGUGUACCGAAUGGGAGACGAGGUGUCGGGAUGUCUGAAGGAUCUGAAGAAGCUCUGGAGGAAGGAUGACACGGAUGACGAGCGCACGGUCGCGCGCAUCUUCUGGGAAAAACGCGUCUUGAGCAAGGACCUGAUCCCUAUUCUCCUCAUGACGGCUGGUGCGGGACAGGUCGAGGACAAGAGGGCGAUUGCGUGUGCGGAUUUGAUCUCUGCGAUGACAUGGCCCAUCGACAUGAGUGAGGAGCUGGCCGAGCUGGAUUCUGGCGAGCGUGCGGACUUUACACAGCUUCACGCGGCGCAUCGCAGCUACAAAGCCGCUGUUCUGCAGCCAGCGGUCAUUCAGGCGCUGUUUGCUAUCAUACUUCCGCCACUCGCGAAGAUACCGAAGGAGCGCUCGCUGCGGGACAAUCAGGUCGCCGCUCUGGUGCUGUACAUUGUGCGCAACCUCGCAGCCAUCCGAGACCGGGAUGGGCUUCAGUCCCGGCUGCUGACCACUCUCCGCGAUAAUCACCUCUUUGAACUCAUCCUCACCGCCGCUUCCAACUCCGAGAAGGAUCCUCUACUUGGUAGCUGGAACACGCUAAUUCUUGAGAUCUUAUUCCUACUCUUCCGUGGCACACCACCGAUGUCACUCAUAGACCAACCGAAACCGGCGCUGGAACGUCUUCUUGCUGCCGAAGCUCGUGCGGCGCCUGUCCCUACUAGCAGACACUCGCGAUUCGGAACGUCCAUCGUCGUGUCUGCCAACCCAAAAGCCACUACUCAGGCAGUCGUGCAUACGACCGCCCCCGUUCCAUUUCUCCUCGAUGCCAACAAGAAACGGGUCCGUGUCCGUGCUGUCGAAUCUGCGGACGCCAUCUAUGCCGAUGACUUGACGAUAGAGGCGCUAUCCGUCCUGCGUGGCAGUGCACGGGACUUCCUCAGCGAGGGAGUUUUCAAUGCGUUUCUGACGGCGCUUUUGAGAGAUAUCAAGAUGGAGCGGUCAUGGGCAACGGGCGAUCGGAUUGGGAUAUGGACCCUGGCUGUCGUUCGAUGGACGACCUGUUUCUUUUUGCUGGACACCAAAGUCAAGAAGCGAGAUUUCGGGCUCGUUGGCGCCGCUGUCGAAAGUGGAUUUGUAUCUUGGGUACUCAAGAGAAUGCGCGAAGCGUCAGAGGAAAAGCCUGUUGGAUGGCCGGCAAUGUUUGCGGGAAUGGGUUGUUUGACACAAAUUCUCUCGGUUCUUGAUGCAAUCGCUAGUCCGACAUCGGGCGCGACUGAAAGCGAUGCAGAUGCGGCCCAGACUCUCACCAUGCAGCUGAUUUACGCCGGAGCACCGCUCGAUCUAGCGAUGGACUGUUUGCGGGCAUGUACGACUGCGAAAGCAGCGGGUCGGGGACCCGCGUUUCUGGACGCUGCUGUGCAUUUUGCAUAUUCACUUGUGCGAAUGCUUGAACGUCAAGCCAGUACGGGUGACUCAGUCUAUGUUCGCAAAGCAAAAUCGAGUGCCAAAAAGGGAAAUGCGGAGGACGAGACGCAAUACGCGGAAGAAGAAGAGCGGAGGCGCGCUAAGGAAGAACAAGAGCAGACGUUCUCCUUGGAUUCUUUUGAGAUG
Mycena citricolor is the source of this 1930-nucleotide messenger RNA. NCBI's taxonomy places the organism in Eukaryota, Fungi, Basidiomycota, Agaricomycetes, Agaricales, Mycenaceae. The record is from the annotation of a GenBank genome assembly.